Staurois parvus is the source of this 463-nucleotide messenger RNA. The record is from the annotation of a GenBank genome assembly. NCBI's taxonomy places the organism in Eukaryota, Metazoa, Chordata, Amphibia, Anura, Ranidae.
AGGAGAUGACCAGAGACUGCGGACACGGUACAGGAGAUGACCAGAGACUGCGGACACGGUACAGGGAUGACCAGAGACUGCGGACACGGUACAGGAGAUGACCAGAGACUGCGGACACAGUACAGGGAUGACCAGAGACUGCGGACACAGUACAGGGAUGACCAGAGACUGCGGACACAGUACAGGGAUGACCAGAGACUGCAGACAUAGUACAGGGGAUGACCAGAGACUGCAGACACAGUACAGGGAUGACCAGAGACUGCAGACACAGUACAGGAGAUGACCAGAGACUGCAGACACAGUACAGGAGAUGACCAGAGACUGCAGACACAGUACAGGAGAUGACCAGAGACUGCGGACACAGUACAGGAGAUGACCAGAGACUGCAGACAUAGUACAGGAGAUGACCAGAGACUGCGGACACAGUACAGGAGAUGACCAGAGACUGCAGACACAGUACAGG